UCUGUCUUUGCUGGGGCACCCACGUGGCUUCUCUUUCUCCGUCCCCUCCCCCUCCCUGUCCUUAUCUUUCCUUUCUGUCUCCAUGGCGACUCACCACCUCGGCUUGCCUGCAUCCCAGCCUCUGCCAGGGAUUCUGAGCCAGGCUCCAUCCCUCCCUCCUCCUCGGAGCCCUGGGAGUCCGCAACUCGGGAGACCAUCCCCCUACCUCGCCCUCCACCUGCCACAGGCCGGCUAGCCGUCCAGGAGAAAAGCGAUCCUUACCUCUGCUUGAAGGUCUCUGGGCCUCCUGCUCUGUGGCUGGACCCUCUCCCCGCCCAGCCGUCCAUGCCGAGGCCCACCUUGUCAGUCUCUUCCUUUUGUCAUCGGCUUGGCAAACGGGAGAGAAAACGGAGCUUCAUGGGAAACAGCAGCAACAGUUGGUCCCAUGCCCCAUUCCCCAGGUUGGAGCUGGGCCUGGGGCCGCGGCCUACCGGGCCGCGGGAGCUCCCCCCCUGCUCCAUCUGCCUGGAGAGGCUGCGCGAGCCCAUCUCGCUGGCCUGUGGCCACGACUUCUGCGCUCGGUGCUUCAGCACGCACCGCGUCCCGGGCUGCGAGCCGCCCUGCUGCCCCGAGUGCCGCAAGAUCUGCAAGCAGAAGAAGGGGCUCCGGAGUCUGGGGGAGAAGAUGAAGCUCCUGCCGCAGCGGCCACUGCCCGCCGCGCCGCAGGAGGCCUGCGCCGCGCGGGCGGAGCCGCUGCUGCUGGUGCGCCUCAGCGCCUCGGGGGGCCUCAUCCUCAGGAUGGGCGCCGUCAACCGCUGCCUGAAGCACCCCCUGGCCAGGGACACCCCGGUCUGCCUCCUUGCUGUCCUGGGGGAGCAGCACUCAGGGAAGUCCUUCCUUCUCAGCCACUUGCUUCGGGGCUUGCCGGGCCUGGAGUCCGGAGAGGGUGGCUGGCCCAGAGGAGGAGAGGGGUCCCUACAGGGGUGUGGUUGGGGAGCCAAUGGCCUCACCAGGGGCAUAUGGAUGUGGAGCCACCCCUUCCUGCUGGGGAAAGAAGGGAGGAAGGUGGCUGUGUUCCUGGUGGACACAGGGGAUGCCAUGAGCCCGGAGCUGAGCAGAGAGACAAGGAUCAAGCUGUGCGCCCUCACCUCCAUGCUGAGCUCCUACCAGAUCCUCAGUGCCUCCCAGGAGCUGCAAGACACAGACCUGGACUACCUGGAGAUGUUUGUCCAAGUGGCCGAGGUGAUGGGCAAGCAUUAUGGGAUGGUGCCAAUUCAGCACCUGGAUCUCUUGGUUCGCCGGGACUCAUCCCACCCCGACCAGGCAGGACAGGGGCACGCAGCUGACAUCCUCCAGAGAGUGUCCGGCAAGUACCCCAAGGUCCAGGAGCUGCUGCAAGGGAGACGAGCCCGCUGUUGCCUGCUGCCCACUCCGGGGAGGCGGUGCACAGACAAAGGCCAAGGGAGCCCCAGCAGUGCGGGCGGCGCUUUCCACCGCCAUCUCGGGGCCUACGUCUCGGACGUGCUGAGCGCGGCCCCCCAGCACGCUAAGAGCCGCUGCCAGGGGUACUGGAGCGAGGGGCGCGCCGUGGCCAGGGGGGACAGACGCCUGCUCACGGGGCAGCAGCUCGCUCAGGAGAUCAAGAACCUCUCGGGCUGGAUGGGCAGGACCGGGCCCGGUUUCGCGUCUCCAGACGAGAUGGCCGCCCAGCUGCACGACCUCAGGAAGGUGGAGGCUGCCAAGCGGGAGUUUGAGGAGUACGUGAGGCAGCAGGACAUAGCCACCAAGCGCAUAUUCUCUGCGCUGCGGGUCCUGCCCGACACCAUGCGGAACCUUCUCUCCGCCCAGAAGGACGCCGUCCUGGCUCGCCACGGCGUGGCCAUGCUGUGCAAGGGGAGAGAGCAGACCUUGGAGGCUCUGGAGGCUGAGCUGCAGGCCAUGGCCAAGGCCUUCAUGGACUCCUACACGAUGCGCUUCUGUGGCCACCUGGCUGCCGUGGGGGGCGCCGUGGGGGCCGGGCUCAUGGGGCUGGCAGGGGGCGUGGUGGGCGCGGGCAUGGCAGCAGCGGCACUGGCUGCCGAGGCCGGGAUGGUGGCAGCUGGAGCUGCAGUGGGUGCCACGGGGGCUGCAGUCGUCGGGGGUGGCGUGGGCGCUGGAUUAGCUGCCACCGUGGGCUGCAUGGAGAAGGAGGAGGACGAGAGGGUGCAGGAAGGGGACCGAGAGCCCCUUCUCCAGGAAGAGUAACAGCCGCAGGAGGUGUUAAAGGGCAGGAGAGAUGCGAGGUGGGGGGAGUGGCGGAGAGGAGAGGAGGGGUGAUGUCGGGGAUUCCGAGGCGCCCCUGUGUGCCACACUGCCCUGGUUGAAUGACCAGUGUCCAGGCGGCUGGCUGAGCUGGGGACUUAGUGGCUCUUGGAACCCAGGGAGGCUUCCGGGGCCACGUGGCAGCAUUUGGGGGCACCUGGCCUGUUUCUGGCUGUAGAUGUCUGCUGGUCUGCCGCCUCCCAGAUAGGCUGCAUCAGAGGCUCCACCCUCCCCACCCAGCUAUCUCCCCGAUGUCCCUGGGUGGUAGGAAGGCUGAGCAGGUGCCGUCUGGAGGUCCAGCUCUGGGUGUUCAGAGGCCUGUCCUUUCACAGAUGGGAGGAGCCCCAGGAUCACUGGCCUGGGUGCUCAGGAGCGGGGAGCACCGGCGAGGCGGCUGCAGAAGACAGGGAAGGAGGGAGCAGAGCCAGGGGUGGGGCAGUCCGGGGCCCAGACCCCAGAGCAGAGACUCUUGUCCCUGAGACUCUUCCCAAGGCUGCUCCAGCAGAGCUGAGGGGGCUCCCCGCUGCCGCCCACAACCCCAGGGAGCCGCGUGCCCCGACCACGCUGCCCGGGCCUCCCCGCAGGCCUCUCUUGGGCCGUGCCCUUUGAGGAAAGCCCUCACCACGACAGGUUACAUGCCAAAGAGUAACACCUCUAAUUGCAUUCUGAGUUAAGCCAGACAGACUUUAUACUAGAUUCUAUCAAGGUCUUGCAAGGAAAAUAAAGUGAACAAGUUCUAUCCUUAAGCACAUCCUUUCCGCGGGCCUGUGAGACCGCUCCGCUCCGUUGCAGAAGAUGCCGUCCCCCAAACACCAGACCCGGACGGCCGCUCGGUGGCAGGCUGUCUGUCUGCGGGGCAUGGAAAGUCCUACUAGGAAGACUUCCAGGCUACCAAACUGUAAAGGAUGGGUGGCCACAUCACCUUUUAUUUUGAGAAAUAAAUAUGUGUACGUGAGUGUCA
Microcebus murinus (gray mouse lemur) is the source of this 3241-nucleotide messenger RNA. RefSeq names its product ring finger protein 112 (gene RNF112). Gene Ontology annotation, molecular function: metal ion binding; GTPase activity; GTP binding. The record is from RefSeq and is a predicted model, not a curated record. Lineage: Eukaryota; Metazoa; Chordata; Mammalia; Primates; Cheirogaleidae.